CACACACACACAACCGAGAGGCAGCAGUUGUUUAUCACGACCUCAACUCAGUGAGGCCUGAGAUUCUUUCGAAAAGGAGCUUUGCUUCCCAUGACGCAGAGGGAAGUGUCAAUUGGGAUAUUUCUGGUACAACUGAAAGCAAGAAAAGCAGGGUGCCAGCCCCUGUGGGACUGAGGGUGGAGGCUGGGGGAGUGUGGGUGCCAUCCUCCAGUGACAGAUGGAUGGACCUUUCAUCUAAAAGAAAGGAGGAGACACGUUGGCAAAUCAAUCUCAACCCUAAGAUUGCUUGUGAAGCAAUCGUAAGGAGGAACAAAAACAGACACAAAAACAGAGGGAAAGAGCGAAAAGACAAGAAGGGCGCAAACUGUGACAGACUCACCGCUUCACUAACUACUCACUUAAACUGGAAGCAAAAUGUCCCUAAAAUUGCCAAGGAACUGGGAUUUCAACCUGAAAGUGGAGGCUGCGAAAAUAGCUCGGUCAAGGAGUGUGAUGACUGGCGAGCAGAUGGCGGCCUUCCAUCCAUCGUCCACCCCCAACCCGCUGGAGAGGCCCAUCAAGAUGGGCUGGCUGAAGAAGCAGAGGUCCAUCGUGAAGAACUGGCAGCAGAGGUACUUUGUGCUGAGGGCGCAGCAGCUCUGCUACUACAAGGAUGAAGAGGACACGAAGCCCCAGGGCUGCAUGCAUCUACCAGGAAGUACAAUCAAGGAGAUCGCCACAAACCCCGAAGAAGCUGGGAAGUUUGUCUUUGAAAUCAUUCCAGCCUCAUGGGACCAGAAUCGCAUGGGACAGGACUCCUAUGUCCUCAUGGCCAGCUCCCAGGCAGAGAUGGAGGAGUGGGUUAAAUUCCUCAGGAGAGUUGCUGGCACACCCUGUGGAGCGGUGUUUGGCCAGCGCUUGGAUGAGACUGUGGCCUAUGAACAGAAAUUCGGCCCUCAUCUGGUGCCCAUCCUGGUGGAGAAAUGUGCAGAGUUCAUCCUGGAGCAUGGUCGGAAUGAAGAGGGCAUCUUCCGUCUGCCUGGGCAGGACAACCUGGUGAAGCAGCUGAGAGAUGCCUUUGACGCUGGGGAGCGGCCCUCCUUUGACAGAGACACAGAUGUACACACUGUGGCUUCCCUGCUAAAGCUCUACCUACGAGACCUCCCAGAGCCCGUGGUUCCCUGGAGCCAGUACGAAGGGUUCCUGCUCUGUGGACAGCUCAUGAAUGCGGACGAGGCAAAGGCUCAGCAGGAGUUGAUGAAGCAGCUCUCCAUCCUUCCUCGUGACAACUAUAGUCUCCUGAGCUACAUCUGCAGGUUCCUACAUGAAAUACAGCUGAACUGUGCUGUUAACAAGAUGAGCGUGGACAACCUGGCUACUGUGAUUGGUGUGAAUCUCAUCAGGUCGAAGGUUGAAGACCCUGCCGUGAUCAUGAGAGGGACUCCUCAGAUCCAAAGAGUGAUGACUAUGAUGAUCAGAGACCAUGAAGUCCUCUUCCCCAAGUCCAAGGAUAUACCCCUAUCACCCCCUGCCCAGAAAAACGACCCCAAGAAAGCUCCAGUGGCCCGAAGCUCUGUGGGCUGGGAUGCCACUGAAGACCUCCGAAUUUCUAGGACAGACAGCUUCAGUAGCAUGACAAGCGACUCUGAUACAACCAGCCCCACCGGACAGCAGCCGAGCGAUGGAUUUCCGGAGGACAGCAGCAAAGUACCCAGGGAGAAGCCAGGAGAUUGGAAGAUGCAGCCUCGUAAAAGGACUCAAACACUCCCUAACCGGAAAUGUUUCUUGACAUCAGCUUUUCAAGGUGCCAACAGCAGCAAAAUGGAGAUCUUUAAAAAUGAAUUCUGGUCGCCUUCCUCAGAGGCUAAGGCAGGGGAAGGGCACAGGAGAACGAUGUCUCAAGACUUGCGCCAACUUUCUGACUCCCAGCGGACUUCCACCUACGAUAACGUCCCUUCCCUGCCAGGGUCCCCUCGGGAGGAAGCCAGUGCACUCUCUUCCCAAGCCUGUGACUCCAAGGGAGAUACUCUUGCCAGUCCGAACUCUGAAACUGGGCCUGGAAAAAAGAACUCUGGAGAAGAGGAACUUGAUUCUUUGCAGAGGACGGUCCAAGAGCUACGAAAGGAAAUAGAAACACAGAAGCAAAUGUAUGAGGAACAGAUUAAAAACCUUGAGAAGGAGAAUUAUGACGUUUGGGCUAAGGUGGUGAGGCUCAAUGAAGAACUGGAGAAGGAAAAGAAGAAGUUUGCAGCCCUAGAGAUCAGCCUCCGCAACAUGGAGCGCUCCCGGGAGGAUGUCGAGAAGAGGAACAAGGCCUUGGAAGAAGAAGUCAAGGAAUUUGUCAAAUCCAUGAAGGAACCCAAGACCGAGGCUUAAGGAUCCCAGGAGUAUACUGCAAGGACAGCCCGAGAGGGGCCUAACUCGACCCCUUUCUCGGUGCUACCUGAUGACGGGGAUACAAAAUUACUCUCUGAGAGGGAAAGGAUAUUUUGAGGGAAACAUUAAAUUUCCCCAUAAAUAAAUGAAUAGAGUUUGCAGGAAGGUGAGGGUGAACAGAGAUGUGUGUGGACAUCUCUGACCAUCCAUCGCUGUAUUCAAAUGGAUUUUGUUAUUCCACUCCGGUCUCAGGCAUGACCAUGUCCAACGAAGACAUUCAAGGCAGCACAUCUCAGGACCCAGGCAAUAGACUGGCCCCAACACAGGCUGGGCUGAGGUGUGAUUAAUUCUUUGUUUUUUGUGUGGAACAGCUCACCUUGUCAGACAGCCUCAGGGCAUCUCUGAGACACAGGGGCAGAAAAUGACAUUCAUCUUUUGAGUCCUCAUCCAUGGAGUGCUGUGCUUGGGUGGCUGCAUCUGCUGAGGCGAGAACCCCAUUUUUCCACCCCACCAUGAUGCCCGUUCUCCAGGUCUUCUCCAACUUAUUAUUAGGCUAAACCAGAACAAGCAACAAACUGUAUUUAUACAAGCAAAAUUGAUGAGAAAAUUAUAUUCAAAUAAAGCAAAAAUUAAAAAGCAA
This is a messenger RNA of Rhinopithecus roxellana (golden snub-nosed monkey), 2995 nucleotides long. It is a transcript of the gene ARHGAP25, whose product is annotated as Rho GTPase activating protein 25. Gene Ontology annotation, biological process: negative regulation of small GTPase mediated signal transduction; phagocytosis, engulfment; activation of GTPase activity. Gene Ontology annotation, molecular function: GTPase activator activity. The transcript has 11 exons. Bases 415 to 2355 code for a protein of 646 amino acids. Gene Ontology annotation, cellular component: phagocytic cup. The record is from RefSeq and is a predicted model, not a curated record. NCBI's taxonomy places the organism in Eukaryota, Metazoa, Chordata, Mammalia, Primates, Cercopithecidae.